AUGUGGAAGUGUGAAGGCCAGAAUCGAGAAUACAUGACGGUUACCGCUCACUGCGCUGUUGAAAAUGGCGAGCAAAAGUGCUUCGAGAUGAAGAAUGCUCUUUUAGAGGUAGGAGUUUACGGACAGCGCGCACGCAUACAACAUCAGAAAAUCGGUAAUAAUAUAAUAAUUUGAAGUACCAUAUGUUUUAAUUAUCUUUCGAAUUCUAAAUUUAGUUGCGAUUGAUGUGUGAAAAGUGGAUAAGUGGGGAGGUACCUAAAUUUCAUGUUGGUGUGUCUAACAACGCUUCCAAUGUGACACUUGCUCUUAAAAGUGAGACGGUCCUUGAGGCGCCAGAAGAGCUUCGUGCCCGGGCAAUGGUUGAACCCAAAGAGUCGGACAAUGAUGAGAAAAUCGUUUCCCACCACUAGCAGCCAUACAUGAAAGAUCAGUGGGAUGUUUCGCACACUUGCUUAAUUAACCUUAUAGUCGAAGUAAAUACUAAAUUCCCUUCUGUACUGCACUUGCACAAGUUGUCAUUGUUAACCCAUUGAGUGGUAUUGCACCCUGAUGCACCCUACUUUAGUAUUUUACUCUAACGCCAGACGAUUUUACUCGUCAAGGGGAGAACGCUGGUGCUUAAUGGGUUAACUGGCCUAUCUGCCCAUGUGUCUAGUUAACCCAUUGAGUGGCAUUGCACCCUGAUGCACCCUUCUUUAGUAUUUUACUCUGUCUAACGCCAGACGAUUUUACUCGUCAAGGGGAAAGCGCUGGUGCUUAAUGGGUUAAACAAAUUGUUAAACAAUGCUUUGUCUGCCAUAAGGGCCCAUAUUAUGUUUUACCUACGAGGUUUACCUUUCAUAUAAGCAAUAAGCCAACAUAGUUUAUGAUAUUGUUUUUAUUGUAUAGGAUGCACUUAAACCAGAUGUUCAGUGUGCUGUCACUGCAAACAAAUUGUUACAAAAACAAAGUAAGUAUGAAUUAUGAAAACAAAAUCAUGUUUCUCAUUGACAUUGUUCCAACGGUUGUUACGGUUCACAUUUCCGUGUGGCAUUGUCAAUUCUGACAUUUUAUUUCUUCAACAUAUACACAAUCAAUGCCAGUUGCUCGAGCGUUCAGGGAGGCUCAAGAUGCAAUGCCUUGUGAGAAGGGUAAGACGCCCGGUGCCCUUGUUAAAAAUGUAUCAACCCGCUGAACUCAUCAUUGGGCUAUGUUCAGGUAAAUCGUGACUUAUUUCCAGCAUUCAUGGAUUUGAUAAACUUAUUUAUUAGCAUCCGAAUAGCUGUGACCUAAUUGACCUUUAGCUUUGUAACAUAAGAAUGUACAUUUUGUUGUUGCAGAUCUUUUGUGAAAAACAAAGCAGCUCUUGCGAUAUUUCUGCGCCAAUUUUGUGAGUUCAGUCUUCCUCUGUUACCAGCGUCUUUGGGAACUCGAAGCAACUUCUGGAACAUUUUGGAAGGACUUGUCAAAGUUCUCACCCCCUUUGAAGAUGCAACCAUUCAAGUUAGCAAGGAUGAGGCAACAUUGUCAGAGUGUAUCCCUUAUGCUCACACAUUGGUAAGUAAUAUAAUUAAAACAAACACUGACUGGCACUAGCACAUUCGGGGCUUCUGGUUGACUGGUUGUUCAGUUUGGUCAUUAUAUUACUUCUUUCUUCAAUUUUUAUUUUCCCAUACUUUCUAGCUUAGAUCCCUCGAAAAUCUUCAUCAUCCAACUGACGAUGAACCACCUGUUACUGGACUGGAAUCGUUUAUAACUGUUCUGAAAGAGAGGAUCAAACCCUGA
Messenger RNA from Paramuricea clavata, 1764 nucleotides. The record is from the annotation of a GenBank genome assembly. NCBI's taxonomy places the organism in Eukaryota, Metazoa, Cnidaria, Anthozoa, Malacalcyonacea, Plexauridae.